Molecule: messenger RNA, 1561 nt
Organism: Brassica napus (rape)
Lineage: Eukaryota; Viridiplantae; Streptophyta; Magnoliopsida; Brassicales; Brassicaceae
Product: protein NEOXANTHIN-DEFICIENT 1-like
Exons: 11
Coding region: 347-1318 (323 amino acids)
Source: RefSeq, a predicted model, not a curated record
GAAAAGAAAGAGAGACAAAAGUCUCACUGAUUGGUCCAAGAAGAACCAAAGCCUAUCCACUUCUCAAUCGCUUCUCCUUAUUACCAACGAGAACCUUCACUCACAUAAAUCUCUGUCGGUUCUUCUUUUUUUAUUGUUAUUAUUUUAAUUCAGAUAAGGGAAAAUCCACAUUUUUAUUUCCAUGAAAGUUUUUAUUUUUUCUUAAAUAACUCGGCUCAACUACACACCGAAACCUUCGCUCCAUCUGAAUCUUCAUCAAGAUUUCAUUCUGCCGAAGGCUUUGGAACGCGAUUGUUGAUGCUUUGAUGUCACUUUUGGAUAUUUGCUAAUUAAUUGCAUCACUUUCAUGGAGGUUGAAGAAAGGAAUGUUUCUUCUGGUUAUGCUAAACCUCCAUGGAUAUUCAAAGGAAGUGCGUUGUACCAGAUUCAUCUUGUGAAGGCUUCCACUGCUCGAGCAUUCAUCCCCAAGGAGUUUCGACUUGUUGAAGCUUUUGGGUACACUCUUGGAGGGUUUUUCCUGGCUAGCUACGAUGAUAGUCCCGCUGGUGUCUUCGAUGAGGUCUCUUCUUGCCUUUCCUUUACAACUUCCUACUUACUCAAACUUUAUCAUCCCACAACAUUCUUUAAUCGACUCUCUCUCUUGCUUUUUGUUUUUGUUUCACAGCUUGUCAUGAUUGCAGGGAUUGUAUGGAACCCUCCUACAUCAUGCGCAUGGGCGGCGAGGGUGCUUGUGAACAGCAACGAGGCUUGUCAUCACGGACGCAAGGAAGUAGGACUCCCAAGCCAAGUUGCAAGAUUUUCUAAAAAAAUCACUGCAGUUCCAAAGAGAAAAAGGGAAAGAGCUUUUGGUUUCUUAGACACAUUUGGGUUGGGAACUACUCUGUCUCACCCUGAGGAUUUGAUGGAGGUUAAAGUUAGUGAAGUUGAUAGUGCUGCUUCUGCAAAUAUCUGCAACAUCCAAAUUAGAUCAAACGAAUCAGAGACCAAACUAGGAAAAUGGAUGGGACCAGCAAUCAAAAUGUCGCUUCCGAGUUUUAGUGGCAAUACAAAGUUCAACCCAAACCUGCUCAAAUACUCUUGCCACAUCCACUGCAGGUUAUGCUUCUGCUACUACUUAAGGGUGAGGCCUGUGAGUCCUGCGGUAGUAUCAAAGCCUUUGGAAGAUGAGGCAGAUAAGAAUCACACAUCACAAGAGUCGCUUGAAAAUGAAAGGCGGUUAAGUGUAGCAGUGAUGCUAUCAAAACCAAUCAUAGCUCUUCAGUUUAAAGACUUAACAAUGCAAGUAGAAGCUCCAGUUGUAGUUCACCCUUCAGUGUAAACACACAACCACUCAAAUUUGAAGAACAUACACUUCCUACAAUAUUUGGGGGAGUUCUGAUUUCUUUUAUAGUAACACAAGACCAAUAAUGGUCCAAAAGCUUUGUCUCUCUAUCAAGAAUAUAUUCAAAUUCAGUUUAGAGACAUUAAAUCAAGUCAUCAAAACAACUUAGACCUCUGUUUUUGAUUAUUUGACAAACCAUUUGGUUCAGUUUGAUAUACUAUGAAAGAAGACUUUGAUGAA